This is a messenger RNA of Penicillium macrosclerotiorum, 6051 nucleotides long. RefSeq lists its product as uncharacterized. The record is from RefSeq and is a predicted model, not a curated record. Lineage: Eukaryota; Fungi; Ascomycota; Eurotiomycetes; Eurotiales; Aspergillaceae. The coding region runs from base 1 to 6051 and encodes 2016 amino acids. The transcript has 4 exons. Gene Ontology annotation, molecular function: ATP-dependent chromatin remodeler activity; ATP binding; methyltransferase activity.
AUGCCGGGUGCCAAGAAGGCCCGCGCUGAUAAGAAGCGGUCCGGCGCCAAAGGCGCCAAGAGGAAGACCGAUGAGGAGAUCAACUCAAACCAGCUGCUGGUGCUGGCUGGUGCUGCAGUUGCCGGCAAAGAUGAUGGUCCCGAGGUCCCGGAGUUGCUUCGGGCCUGGGGCGUGACUCUGAGCCGGUGUCUCGACCAGAACCUGCCGCCCUUGUACAUGCUGGGGGACAUUUUUCAGGACCUCUCGGCGAAGGCCCUGUCCUUGGGCUUUGCCAACGUCUUGAGGCACUUGGGAGACCGGCCACUUCGUGUGGCAACCGUUUGCUCGGGCACGGAAAGCCCGAUCCUCGCGCUGGAAAUGAUCCAGAAGGACCUUGGAAAUGGCCAGCGCUUCCGUUUCUCACACGCCUUCAGCUGUGAGAUAGUUCCGUUCAAGCAAGCAUACAUCGAACGAAACUUCGAGCCCCCGAUCCUCUUUCGCGACCUCCUAGAGCUUGGAGGAGAGACUGCUCGAACGGCCUACGGUUCGUCGGAAGUGAUUCCCGGCAACGUAGAUAUCCUGAUCGCUGGUACAGCGUGUGUCGAUUUCUCGACGCUGAACAACAGCAAGAAAGAGCUUGGAACCGGUGGCGAGUCCACCGAGACAUUUGACGCUCUGCUGUGCUACGCAGACAGAUAUCGACCACGCCUGAUGGUCCAGGAAAAUGUGUAUGGAGCUCCCUGGGGAGUAAUGGCCCAGAGGUGGGAGCAGAUCGACUACCGGACCGUCUAUGCCACCAUGGACACCAAAGACUAUUAUAUCCCACAUACCCGGAUGCGAGGAUACAUGGUGUGCAUAGACGGUCGCCGUCUUUCUGCGAACGGUUUGAGUACGGACGACAGUAUUACUGGCAUCACCUCUCACAUCGAGGGGUUGAUCGACCAGUUCGCCAGACGAGCUAGCUCACCCGCCGGACAGUUCCUGUUGGCCGAUGAUGACCGCCGCCUGGAGCAGAUCUCCAAAGAUCUGGCGACUCGUAUCCGAGCCGGUGCGGCACGUGCAGAAGUCCCCUGGGACUUGUACCAGGUGCGGCAUCAGGCUUUCCGCGACAAGGUGGAGGUGGGAAAUCAACGUCCCAUCAGCCGAUCCCAGGGAGGAGGAGUGGUUUGUCGGCCGCCUGAUUUCUACUGGCAAGACAGUUUCACAGCGCAAGUCGAGCGCGUAUGGGAGACUAUCGACAUCAAGUUUCUCUUGUAUUGCAGCUGGGGCCUUGACUUCUGUUUCAAAGAGCGCUGGAUCGAUCUGUCUCAGGGCGUCGAUCGCGGAAAUGAGGCGCCUCGGACCUGGGGAGUCACCGGUUGUCUGACUCCAAUGGGCAUGCCGUUCGUGACAACUCGAGGGGGUCCUGUGUCUGGCUUGGAAGCCCUAGCCUUGCAGGGGCUUCCGCUUGACCGAAUCAUCCUGACUCGAGAAUCGCAACGAGAUCUCCAAGACCUUGCGGGAAACGCAAUGACCACAACUCCAGUUGCCGUUGCCAUGCUUUCCGCCCUAAUCGCGGGUUACGAACUGUUGGAUUCAGGGGCAGCAAGACCGGCCGAUGUGCAUCCCAGUGUGGACGACACGACGUCGUUUGCAGUCGAUGAGGACCACCACCUCAUCCUCGUGAACGUCGAGGUACCUCCUGCAAGUCUCGAUCAGUACCAGAACCUUCUGCAGUUCGCCGCGAGCAGUGCCCGUCACUGCUUGUGUGAACGGCAAUCUGGUGUCAAAGUCGAUAUCAGGCAAUGUGCCUUGUGCGGUCACCGCGCAUGCGGUUCCUGCGCCGGCAAUCCAACGCACGCAUAUGAAUCCCCGACCAAACUACUCCUCCGGCGGAGUAAGCCACUGGAAUUCAUCGCUUAUCUGAAGGGCAUCUUACCCAUGCGGCUCACGCUGUCUAGUCUGUCCGUGAGAGACUUCGAUGAAAUUCCUCAGUCCUUCCCAGCAGAUGACCAUUACUUCGACGCAGCAACCGAACUAUACGCUGAUACUCAGCGCGAGUAUAUGGCUACGGUCCAGGCUGCCCUCAGCGACGAGUUCCGUUUCUUCGACAUCAAGAGAGCGGAAUCAUGGACUGUCAUAUACGAAGGCGAGCACGCGAGCCUGCAUUUGAAUAUCACAAAGCAGAGCUUCCAGUGGCUGCUCUUCACCAAAGUCUCCAAGCAUUUCCCGGCAGUAUGUCUGUUAAGAGAGAUAUUGGCCAAACCCAUUGCCCGAAUGACCCCCGAGACUGGUUCCCUCCUGAAUGGUGUCUGGCAUGUUUCUGCUCCGAUCAGUACGGAGUUCCCUCUCUGGAUCUCUGGUUGUGGUACCGAAGCCAAGGCCUACCAGAACGGAAUCGGACUGCAGAAUCCCAUCUUCACCGACGACAAGGUAUGGACCUGGUUGAAGAUUGAGUCUUCGGGCCAUGAUAAGCAUAUCAGAAACCUCGAUGUCGACAUCUGCGGCAUGUAUGAGUUCCUCCCCGAUUGUGGCACUGCCCUAGGAACAUUGUACCGAAAGAGAGCCACAGUGACAUCGCCCGCGGUGUACUUCUUUUUCGACCCUCGACUUGUUGGCGAGCCCCUUCACGACUCAUACGUGUUUGCACUCGAGCAUUCCCGACUCCCUGGGUACACCAUCCGCAGAACAAUUGCCCAACUCUCCCACCGAUGGCGAGUGAAGAUGGUCACCGCAACACCUUUAAAAGCCAAUGCCUACUAUCGGGCUUGGACUGAAGUUCCCAAUACUAUUUUGAAGCCGGGCACAACGGAUCAGAUCGUGUACCGCAGCUUGAACCUCGAGGACCAAAUACGGCUCGAAAUCAAGGAUUGUCACCAUUCUUACACUUCGCUGGUUGCCAUGAACGCGCAGGCCGCCAGACUGAAUCUCCCACAGACACAGCUACCAUGGCAAGCAGAGAAUCUCGGCAAGUCGUCAACAGAAUUUAAAAAACUCGCUUGGGCCAUUCAGCGAAUUUCGGCAUGGGCAGCAUUUGAAGAUUGGAAGCGCAUUGCCUUUCCCUUCCCAUUGCCAUUCAAGAACAGUGCCAUCUGUCAGGUUUGCCACCCCCAAGUGCCAGGUAUCAUUUGGGGCCGCAACAAAAAAAACAUCGUUGUCCCGUAUGAAGAUCCCAAAGGCGCUGCCACAUACGAGCGCGCCAGCAAGCUGAAGCCGCCGCCAUUCAUUCUUCUGCGCAAGGUCGACGAGGCCGGCGACGCCGAGCUGCGCUUUGCACUAAACAUUCAAUCCUUAGCACACCGUGCGUUCGGUAAGCUUCCUGAAACCGGUAGCAAUGUGGAUACUCGUUUUUAUUGGCGACUUCUCUCCAAUGCAUAUGAUCUGGGACGAACGUCUCUUCCGAGAUUCACGCUGCUUAGCAACCAGCAUGAAACCCCCCACAUCCAACCCCCAAACUUUCGCCAUGCCCUCCGACUUGAACAGCUACGAUCCUUGACCUGGUUAAUCGCACAAGAAGCAGAUAACAUUCUGCCUUUCAUAGAGGAGGAGAUAGAGGAAGCAGAGUUGCCUUUGAUGACUUGGCGGGCCGAAGUUAAGGCCACAAAGCCCCAGACAAUCCGGGGCGGUCUCAUCGCCGACGAAGUUGGGUAUGGCAAGACUGCCAUUGUUCUCGGCUUGAUAGAUGCACAGUACCAGCACGACACAGAGAUCUCCAAAACUCUCCCGGAACAGCAAGGACAGAUUGCCACGAACGCCUCCCUGAUCGUCGUACCCGGGAAUGUCUUUUCGCAAUGGAAAGACGAGAUUGUCAAAUUCCUUGGAGAAACGAAAUACACAGUUCUUGCUAUUAGUGGUGCUUCAGCGAUGAAAAAGAUCCAUGUCAAGCAGUUUCAGCAAGCAGACAUAGUUCUAGUUUCCCUCUCCCUCUUCCGAAGUCCGACUUACUACAAAGCAAUGCAGUAUUUCACGGGUGCCCCAAGACUUCCGAAUAAGCCAGGCCGGUGCUUUGACAACUGGUUUCAAGAUGCGCUUCAGUCUCUCCGAGAACAAAUUGAUAUCUUGAAACGAAGAGGACCGGAAUAUUUCUUGCAGAAUGUGCGCGCAAGACGGGCCGAGUUGAAGCGUACACAGGCCAAUUCAACAUAUGUGCCCUCCCGACGACUCCGCGGUGCAGCAUUGGCAGCUGCGCGUGAAAAAACAGACGAAGACAUUGGAAUUGGUGAACUGCACCCUGAAGUCCCAAGCAUGUCGCCUGAAUUCCGCCGUACCUCUGUCGAACAAACCCCAGAUGGCACUGGUCUUUCUCCUUCUCCCGAAACAUUCAAGAAGUACCGUGCAGUGUCUGUUUUGACGGACCCCACUACUGUGGACUCAGUGCAUUUCUCUGAUGAGUUUCCCGGGAGCGAUGCCUCUGAGAAUGAGGGGAGUACGGACGAAAGCGAGGACGAGAGGACCAACAGCGACGACCACAACAGCAACUUGAGGCAGUAUGAUGAUUUCAAUCCUGGAGACGAGAAUGCCGAGCGAGGGACUGGAAAGCAAAAAGCACAGAUCGGAGCUGAUGGAAAGGACGACACCGAUACUGGCGACGAUAAUUGGAAGCGCAAGCGUGGCAAGCAACCGGCCAGGAAACCACCGCAAAAUAAGUGGAAUGACCGAAAAGCCUUCAACAUUCCUAAAUAUGAUGCAUUUCCCCCGAAAUGGGAGAAUAUGAAAUAUCCAAUGCUGCACGCUUUCCGCUUCAACCGUAUUGUCAUCGAUGAGUACACGUACCAGAACCAGCUCGCUUCAGACCGAACCAUCUCUCUCUUAUCCAUCUCCGCUCGUUCCAGAUGGAUCCUCUCCGGCACUCCGGCACUGGAUGACUUCGCCGAUGCCAAGACUAUUGCGCAGCACCUCAAAGUUCACCUAGGUAUUGAUGAGGAUGGAGAUGUUCCAAGUGGGAAUCUCCGGCUGAAGAAAGCCCGGAGCAAUUUGACCGCCAUGGAAGCGUUUCAGCUGUACCAGCCGCCUCGCAGUGCUUCAUGGUACCAGAACCGACACACCCAUGCACAGAGCUUCCUUGAUCGUUUCGCGCGUCAAAAUUUCGCCGAUACCAGUCAACUUCCUGUUGAAUUUCACCUCGUUCUGUCCAAUCUGAGCAAUUCGGAACGAGAUCUGUACAAUGCACUGUAUCAACGAAUCGUUCAGGACAAAGGUCGGGUGCGCAAGAUCAUCAAGGAUGGGAAAGAUCUCCAGGUUUCCCAACUCAAUGAUUUCUUGACAAAAAGUCAGUCGCCGGAGGAAGCGCUGCUGAAGUGUUGCACGAGUACUGCUAUCAGUGACUUCGCAUGGAGUCUUGACAAGUGCCAGAAGCACUUGAAGACACACAAUGUUAUGCUCAAGGACCGUCAUGACAAGCUGAUUUUCUUGGUUAAGCAGGUAGUUGAUGUAGUCUGUCGCUCAAAAGUCGAGGAGGCAAACUGGGAGACUUUCACGGAUACCGUUUUCGAAAAGGGCUUCGGAGAUGCGGCAUUCGAAGAAGACACUCGCCAGGCCAUGAACAACAUCUUGGGGCAACACGGCCAGCACGUAGAUGAGGAGGCCGAUGAGCUCAUUUUUCAGAAAGUCGCCAAUAGAUUCCUCAAGAUCAAAGUGCCGAAGUCUGCCCUGAAAGUGCGCAAGAACAAUGCUCCUGCAGCCAACGAUCAACCAGAGUCUGGAGCGCAUGAUGCUGGAGAUGACGAUGAGUCGCAGCCUCGCAAAAGAUUGAGGGACUUUCAAGGCGAGUCUCCCGAAGAGCGCGCAUAUAAAGAGACUGCCGUCAUUAAGGCUCUAAUCAAAGAGCUCAAUGCGUCAAUCAAUGCCAAGCUUGAAGUUGUCCGAGGUAUUCGUUUCUAUGCCGCAAUGCAAGAUCUACAAACGAAGACAGACCAUUCCUGCGAUAACUGCAGGAUGAAGACCCCGGAUCUCCAUUCAAUCACCGUCAUCAGAUCAUGUGGCCAUGCAUUGUGCUCCGGUUGCAUCGAGAACCCCCCGAGGACCAAACCUGCGCGGUGGAGGGGUGCAAAGGACCCGCCACUCUUACCAAGCGAGUCAAUGGCGGUAUCUUAG